ACGAAUAACCAGAAUAGUGAUCUUUGUUAGAGUUUGAGAAGUGGGAACAUGGUCAAAAUUCUUCCUUACAUCACUAAGAAAAAAAGAUAGCGAAGAACCACACUGUUUACCUCUGUUGGUGCCUUUGAGAGCAUUCCAAGAAGCCAGAGGGUGUCAGAAUCCCGUCCUUGGUUGGCGUGACACGUGACACCUUGAAUACACAAUGAGGAAGAAGACGUCCACUGAAACACAACAUAGGAGGCGCGGAAACAAGAGGCCUGCAAAUUGGGCAUCAUCCGGGAAGGCGAGUAUUAAGCAGUUUCAUUGUGAGGCGAGAUGUGUGGCGUGAUGACAGGCCUGCCACGCGACCUUGCGACACCCACCACACCCCACCACGCACCACCACACCACGCCGCUUCAGUAUUGUUACCCAUCCUUCACUGCUGCGUCACUCACUCUUCAAGUCCUGGUGAGCCUCGUGCCGGGAUGACUUUGCCUUUGCUCCGCAGUCCACGUGACCCUGUGGAGGUGCUGGUGAACUGCGAGCAGAGCGUGUGCAGCGCACGCGCCUCCGUCAUGAUCUACGAUGAUGUCAAUAAAAAAUGGCUACCCUCUGGUACUUCCACUGGACUGUCCAAAGUACACAUCUACCAGCACACACUGAACAACACCUUCAGGGUGGUUGGCCGCAAGCUGCAGGACCAUGAGGUGGUCAUAAAUUGUGCUAUCCUGAAGGGGCUCAAGUACAACCAAGCCACCGUCACCUUCCAUCAGUGGCGAGACAACCGGCAGGUGUACGGCCUCAACUUCUCCAGUAAAGAUGAUGCUGAUGCCUUUGCGCAGGCAAUGCUCAAGGCACUUGAGGUGCUCAAUAAUGGAGGAGGCGUGCGUCAAAUGCCUCCGCCACCCCCUCCUGUCACACCUUCACAGCAACAGCAGCAGCAGGUGCAGCAGCAGCAGCAACCACCACCAGUUCAACAGCAGCAACCACAGCAGCCACCAAUGAUGACCCAGCCACAGCAGCCUCAGUACCACAACCAGAUGUACGCCGAGGAGGACAUGGGGUACAGGUACGCUGAGCCCCACGCGUACAGCAACCACUACGAGAAAACCUACGACAGGACCUACGACAACUUCCAGCAUUACCAUGACACACGGACCAUGACACGGGAAGACAUAGCAGUGAUGCAGGAGCGCCGCAUGACCACCCAGCAGAACAUAGGCGCUCCCCCUCCUCCACCUCCCGUGCCAGCCGGCCACCACCGCACCAACUCAGCCCCAAAUAACCCUCCUCCAGCACCUCCUGGACCAUCUAUACCUCCCUCCAGUGGGCCACCUCCUGUACCCACGAGUUGUCCACCUCCCCUGCCUGCUGGUGGACCUCCACCUCUUCCUACUGGAGGCCCUCCUGCUCCUCCAGCUCCUCCCAUGGGAGGUCCACCUGCUCCUCCAGCACCUCCUAUGAGUGGGCCUCCUCCUCCACCUAUGGGUGGCCCUCCUCCACCUCCUGCUCCACCAGCACCUCCACUUGGUGGAGCUCCUCCUCCUCCUCCUCCUCCUCCAGGAGGAUUGGCCAGGUCACAGUCAUCCUCAGAGGAGACCUCUGCCAGCAGUGGUUUGGCAGCAGCGUUGGCAGGUGCCAAAUUACGCAAGACCCGUGCCCCAGACAGUGAGAGCACGGGCUCCAGCAGUUCAGGAGGAAGCAUUGGACGAGGUUCUGGGGAACGGCCUGCCUUGGGGGGAAUGAUGAGCAUGAUGGAUGAGAUGGCUGCAACACUAGCUCGACGUCGAGCCAAGAACAAGGAUCCCCCUUCAUCACCUACUCAGUCUCAGGACCCACCUCGAUCCUCACAAAAGAGUCCUGGCAAUCAGUCCUCCAAUGGGAAGACUGGGCCAGAGUCUCCAAAGCCGCCCCGCAAGAGGUUUGGGUCCACCUCAGAUGAUGGAGCUCCAAGAGUCAAUGGGCUUGGUGAAGGUGGAGCUGGUGGGGGCACUUGUAGUGGAGACCUAGAGAGACUUAAGGAAGAAAUAAUGGAAGAAAUGAGAAAGGAAUUGGACAAAGUUAAACAGGAUAUUAUUGAUGCGCUCAAGAUGGAACUUAAUCGGAGAUAAGUGGCCAACAUGUGUAAUGAAACUUUUUGUUGUUAGAUGAGAUAUUCAUGGCAUUAGAAAAUCAAACUGAAGAAGCCUGAUUAAUGAAUUAGGGGACCACUAAUACUUUUAUCCCAUACUGGAUUCCUUUGGGCAUCUCAAGAACCAAGAAAUGUGAGCCGCCCACCAUUGCUGUCUCUGUUGUCAAAUCUUUGAAAAAUUUAUUCAGAAAAUUGUUAUCUCUUUCAUCAUGUGUGUUAGAUUAUCUUCAUUGGAAUAUUAUGA
Messenger RNA from Portunus trituberculatus (swimming crab), 2355 nucleotides. It is a transcript of the gene ena, whose product is annotated as protein enabled-like. NCBI's taxonomy places the organism in Eukaryota, Metazoa, Arthropoda, Malacostraca, Decapoda, Portunidae. Gene Ontology annotation, molecular function: SH3 domain binding. The transcript has 7 exons. The record is from RefSeq and is a predicted model, not a curated record. Gene Ontology annotation, biological process: intracellular transport. Bases 316 to 2091 code for a protein of 591 amino acids.